AUAGGUAGACUGUCGUGCACUACUCGUUGUUUUCUGCAGGUGGAUCGUAGUGCACUAACUAGUCUCCUGCCUCUACCGGAAGAGGCUCAAUUUAUUCGUCGCAACCUCUUUACAAGAUUCAUCUUGUAUCAUCUGCCUCUGCUUGCAGAGGACUGAUGUAUGUACUUGAUGUUGAAUGGUGAUUGGUUGCAAGAUGUUAUUGCGCUCAUUCUCAGUCUUCCCUAUACGUGUUGCUCGGAGAAUUAUUGCAUUUAAGUCCUUGUAGGUUAUUGUAAUUGCUUCAAAUCACCCACUUAUACGAAAUCUCAUUAUCAGUCAUAAGUAAUUUGAAUUUGGAAGAGUUCGAUAUAAUAUCUUGCAGACUCAUAUUUAGAUACCAGUUUGAUUGAAGAGCUUGGGCCACUUUAAUUUUACCAUUCCUUACUCCAACUCCCUCUUGUUAUUUGAUUGUAUUUUAUCUGAUUAUUGCUUACAAAUUGAUUGUAUUUGGAUGACUUUCUCUACAUGUCCCUUGUAGUCCAUCCAAAUCAAUUAUUCAAGUUGGGGUUAAAUCAUGUUCUUCUGGCUGUGCUUUAAUUUAAGUCCUCGCCGGUAAAAUUACAACUCUUCAUUAUUUCUUUUAGAUUUCAAGUUAUGAGCCCCUUCAAUAUUCUCAUGAUAAUGUCGCGAGCUGAUUGAUAGUCUAACACCAACAUCUCCUUGAAAUAUAAUAUUAGUUACUCAUUCUGGGCAGAGAACUUGAACAUAUCUUCUGAGUAUUUUCUAAACCAUGUCAUAGGAGCUGAAAGAGGUGAUGCGUUAUCAGAGGCCUCCUUAGAAGACAAGUCUUUCAAGCUAUUUGUCAUAGGGAUUUUUUGGCAACUAGAAUCAUGACCAAUCUUUAUUUCUUCUCUUUGAUAUAAUUCUUCUCUACUUGAAAGAUAGUCAAUAUGUAUGAUAAGCUUGGUACCAUAGUCAUCAACAUCUUACUCCAUUCGAGACGCUCGUCACAAGCUAAUUGUUGUUUCUCCCAAGUUUCAUAUCAAAGCUUGUAGUUAACUUAUACAUAUAAACCAUCAUUUAAUUGUCUUUCAUUUCAUCACAUCAUUUUCUUUUUACAACUUAUGAACCUCAUUUCAAAUGAGAGGCUUUUGAUUCAAAUUAAUCGUUUACUCAAUGCCCAUUUGAGUCUGAGUCUAGUUUGAGUUUGAAUUCAUUUAUGUCAAUUUGGUCCAAUCAAGUUCACAAGUCCUCUAUCAACUUAUCCAAGUCCUUGUUCAAAUUCAAAAGUUCACUGUGGUCCGAGCUUGAUUCAAGUUUGAUUUCAGUCCAAAUUAAGCCUCUUGCACAUUUUUAUUUUGGGUUCAAUUAUUUAUUAAGCCACUUAGAUUUUGUUCAAAAGUCCAAAUACAAGUCAUCCGUCGUUCUUGUAGAGUUCAAUCAAAUCCAGGUCUCAAAUUAUUACAAUUCCUUGUCUGUUUUUCAGACAAAAAUUCGGCAGCCUCCCGGCGUCUCUCCCGUUUAGGGGAAAAAAUAAGAGGCCGCCUACCCGCCACGUCAUUAAAGAUAUGGACGGUUGGUGUUGGUGAGACACUGCGGCGGUUGUAUUUGUUUUUCUCCCACCACGCACACUAAAGGCGUGCUUGGGGUUUUAAAAAGCAUUUUUUGAAAAGCAAUUUUGAUUUCUCCCUGCUAGAAGGUACUUAUGAGAAAAGUAGAGUAGAAUAAGACAUCCACGGAGCUCCCAUUGUCCUAUAAAAUUGUUUUGACGUUGUAACACAGGUCACCUAUCCUUGCUUUAAUCAUGAGUGGUUCUUAAUGAAGGGUUUUUACUCCCUCUAAUUUAGAAUCAUCAAAAAUAAUAAAGAGGUCGAUACGGGAGUUCUUCGGUGUCAACUUUUCAUCCACUGUAAAUAAGAUUUGAUUAGAAAAUAAGGUGUCCCCAAUAAUAAUUUUAAUCUCACCAACUAUUUGAUAAUUAUUAAGCAGUAGUCUUUUUGUUGUUAAUUUUAUAGUGCAAUGGGACAAGUCACAUCUUGAGCAAGUAGAUUUUUAAUAAACCGUUAAAGGUAGCCUUGUUGGAUAAGUCUCUCAAUUUUAUCCUUAAGCUGCUUACAGGACUCAAUGGUUUGCCAAUGACUAUGGUGGAAAUGAUAAUAUUGAUCCUGAUUUCCUAUAUUCGACUUCAAAUGAAUAUACCACUUAACAUUUUCUUAAUCUCAAAUGGACAUCAGUAUAUUUACUCAAAAUGUGUUGAGUGGUGCUCCUCCUGUUUUCAAGGCUCGCGUCGUGGCAAUGGGGGUCUAUGAGGCCCGUUCCUCUUCCCUUAUUUCUUUUGCUACAAAAAUGAGUUAUCUAUUAUAGGGGCAUUCUUGUAUUUAUUGAAAGUUUGCUCAAAUCAUUUAUUAUGAGCAUUAAUAGCUACAUAUAUAGGGGUGUCAAUAUUUGACACGACACGACAACCCGACCCGGAAAAACCGGGUUGGACCCGACCCGUUUGAUAAACGGGUCGGGUCCGGGUUCGCAGAUUCAACCCGUUUGAUAAAAUGGGUCGGGUCGGGUUGACCUGGCGGGUUGCGGGUCAACCCGAAAACCCAUUUAUUUUAAAAAAUUUUAAAUUUCCCGUUGUUUCCGAGUUUUAACUUUUCAGGGAGAAACAGGUUCUUAAGCAUAGGUUGUCACUUGUCAGUGCUUUCAAGUUGUCAUCCAGCCCAAAUCCAUCAUUACUUAUUCUGCAUGUCCUUUCUUUGCUCCAAUGGCAGCUUCCGUUGAUUCUCCUCUGUCGCACUAUGCACCAAUAUUAAAUAUAAGAUUUCUGAUUUCUUUGCUCCAAUGGGUUCCGCGUGCCGUCCGAAAUUCUGCCCCGCGUGCCGUCGCCGAACAAAAAAAAAUGGGCGUGUCCGAAAUUCUGCCCGCGUGUCGUCGCCUAACCCGCACCAUCGCCGCUGACGCGUUGCAGAACCCUCGCGCGUCACCUACUGUCGGGUCGCGGGUCGGGUCGGGUCAACCCGGCAACCCGGCCAGGUCGGGUCCGGGUUGAAAUGUCCAACCCGUUUACAAAAACGGGUCGGGUUCGGGUUGACCCGUUUAUAUACAGGUCGGGUCGGGUUCAACCCGAACCCGACGGGUUGACCCGAAUUGACACCCCUAUACAUAUACUGAUAUUUGUGCCUCCACACAAUGAAUUAUAUUAACAUAUGAAUGAGCUAUAUCUCGUAUAAGUGUUGAGUAAAAGGGACUAGGACAGAGGCCUCCAAGGAAAACUCCUCUCAGCAACUCGGGAUCCAUUCCUAAAAUUUAUUGAGCUUCGAUGUGGAAAGAUUAGAAUAACUAAAGAAAGAUAGCAUAGAUUAGCUUCUUCCACUCCAUUAAACCAGUUGUUGAUUAGCACUUUAUUCGUAUGUUUGUCUGCAGAGUGAAGCAUGGAGAAUCCAUUAUAGCAAAUGCAAACAAAUCAUUGAGAUUAAUAAUGGCGAUAGCAAGCUUUUACUGCGUUUGGUGCAUGAUUCAGAUAUACCUGCGAGGCUGCGAACCCCGCCACAGCCAACCAUUAUUAAUAAGUAAAAGGAAAUGACUUAUAAAAAGAUGCUUUAAAAUAUUUUCUUGUCAUUUUUUAUGGACCUAUAGAUCUUGAUUGUUAUAAAAUAAAUUUACACAAUCAUUUUCUAUGAUAUAUUGUUUAAUCAUUUGUAACUUUCAAAAGUCAUUUCCUUAAAUCAAGUAGGGAUAUAAAUUUCAAAAUAUACAGAAAUUCAUCUGAAAUUUUCUUCUUUCAUCAAAAUAAUCAUUUACAUUACAGUACAUGGCUAUAGAUAGAAAGAACAGAAUAGAAAAAUCAUGACCAUUGCCCAAUUUUAAUUAUAAUUAGAUUGGGUUGUACUCGCCCGUGUAUGAGAGUACUUAGAUUGUAAAGAACUUCUUUGAUUUAAAGAAGUGAGAUUUGGUUGGUACUGAACCAUCUUGCCAGAGUGGCUUCUGACCAUUGCCCAAUUUUAUUAACUUGAUGGCAACCUUGUUGCAAAUCUAUUUUCAUGACUUAUGUUUUGAUGAUUGACAAACACUAUUGAUUCUCUUGGACUGCCUGUUACUUCUAACUUUUUAGGAAUCGAAGAUCGGACGAACAAACGAAGCCACUUCAAGAUUGCAUAGGUUUAGGGUUGAGUCAGUCUGUACUUUAUUUUUUCUCUUCUUGAGUCUAUUUGUAAUGUUCAAAGAGACUGAUCGCCAAGCUGGUAGUCAGAGCCAGUUUAAAGGACUUGUAGAUGUUUACAGGAUGACUCUUUCAAGUGAUGGUUUUGUUGGCUUGUAUCGGGGCUUUGGGGUGUCAAUAAUGGGCAUCACUCUAUAUCGUGGACUCUAUAUCAUCACUUUAAUACGUAUAUAGAGGCAGGCCUAAGAAAAGAUAUAAUUAUUAAAGAAUACGUAUUAAAGCAUGAUCUUUUCUAAGGAUUUCAUAUCUUCCAGAUUCAUCCUUAAUUUUUUAAUUCUCAAGUGUACUAGAUCUAGAUUUUCAAGACAAGUUGAUUCCUCUUUUUAAUGAAAAUUGACCUCUACCUUAAGUCUUAAGCAGGAGAGAGUUGUAGUUGACUCCAUCAAAUGUCUAGAUGUCCCUCCCUCCCACCGCUUUCGUGGGUUAAUUUAACUUUUGAAUUAAAAUCUAUCUCAAAUUUAGGUUGAUUCUAAAAAUGAAAAUUUUAUCAAUCUUCUAGCAAUUUUCUAUCAUAAUAGGAGAUUCUAGCAUGUCUAAAAUCUGUUAAAUGAUUUUCAAAGUCAAUCCCAUACUCUUUUCAAAAAGAUUGAGUGUGCUUUGAGGAUUAUUCUUCCUUGUAUAAGAGAAUGAAUUUUCUUCUCUAAUACUUGAGAUAUAAUCCCAGCAUUCAAAAUAAAAAGAUCAAUCAAUUUAAGGUAUUUGAAGAAAGUGGAGCCUAUUCUUGAAUUCAAUUGAAAUCAAAAGAUGAGCAAAUGCUCUAAAAAUUUAAAAAAUGCGUAAAUGCGCCAAGAAUCAAGAAAUGCACGAAGUGCACUAAGAGUUAAAAGAUACGCAAACUACGUCACCAAAAAAGAAAAAGAAGAAGAGUAAGAUGGCUUCCUUCCUCUAAAUCCUUGAAUAUAAAAAUAACUCGAUCACCUUCAAGUACUUGACUUUGAAAAUCCUGAAUUUAGAUUCUUCAACAUGCAUGAAUUUUCUAUUAGAUAGAAGGACAUGUGCAAGAAAGUUGAAAAGAUCAAAUUUCUACCUUCAACUUAAACUCUUUUCUUAAGUGAUUCUCUUUUAUUUUAGCGAAUCUACAAGAGGUUAGAAGAAUUUUAGAAAUUUUUUGAUUGGUAAUGAAUUGUUCGAUAAACACUUUGGCAAAUUUGAUUAAUAUGGGUAUAGUUCUAACUGGAAGUGAAUAAAACUACGUUCGAGCUUGUCCUUUCAGGGUGGCAGGAAAAACUUUGUAGAUGAGGGCGUCUGAGGCUCGCUGGAUAUAUAUGUGGUUCUCUAGUGAUUGAUAUGUUCAUAAGGGUUGGACAUCCCAUCGUAAGAAUCUAUUAUAUGUAAUUUGAAGCCUACCGGAAUGGGAUGUUGAAGGAUGGGUUCAAUUUGGGGUUAUAACUUUUUUUAAAAGUCUAAUUGAUGAAGAUAUGUCCUUCCACCUUUCAUUGUGAAAUCUUCUUGAACUAGUCAUUGUAGUUUGUGACGUAAAGCGUUGUGUGGGAUAUAAGUAACAUGAGGUCUGGCAAAAUCUUUGGCGAUAACUGGAGGAAUGUGAGGUUACUGGCCAAUAUAUGUAAGAUGGGUAGAACUUGUUAUGUCAACAAGUUUAUUGUCUUGAGGUGAUGUGGGAUGCAUCCUUGAUUGAGGAAGACGAAUAUCUUCAUGAAUAUGUUUAGCUCAAUCACCUUCAACCAGUAAUGGAUCUUGAGGGAGAAGAACCUCCUCUUAUUGUGCUAGCAUUGGUUGUCGAGACUCUCGCUGAAGUUGAAGGAUAUCAUUUUAAGAUUCUUCCAUCUUUCGGAUAAGAUCUUCUAUGGAAGAUCUUGAAUUUCCUUCUCCAGUAGGAUUUCGCCCACCAGGAUAAAAAGAGGCAUAUGCUUGGCAUCCCUGAUUUAUUAAAUGAUGAUUAGUAUUAGAGCGGGAGGCUCCCCAAUUUUUAUUACUACACUUGUUGGUCAAUAAAGUGGUGCUUAGGAUCAUGGGAUUGAGUUUCGCACAUAUGACACCAAUCUGUUAUGGCUAGAAUAUACGUGGUGAUAGAGUUAGAAUUUUUCAUCUCAACGUUGUACCGAUAUUCAACACAUAAAUAGCAAAUUAAAAACACAAGAUCAUUUACAUGGAAAACUAUGGAAAAGGGAAAAUCACAGGUUUACGUCCAGUUAAAAUGAUUUCAUCUCAACGUUGUACCGAUUACAAAUAUCUGGUUCAUCCUUGAAAUUGAGAAUGAUCAAAUCAUAAUAAUUAACUGUCGGGGUGAAAUCUAGUGAUGAGUGAAGAUCGGAAGAAAAUCUGUCGACGUUCAGUGGUCGGGAGGAAAUCUGACAUCAGUUGGCGGCCAGGCGGAAGUUAGGCGUUAGUCGGUGGCUGAGAAGAAGUCCAGCGUCAGGCAUUGGUCGAGUGGAAAUACGGCGUCUGUUCGCAGACGGGUAGAAGUUUGGUGUUAGUUUAAUGAUGGUCGGUGGUCCGAAGGUGGUCAAGGAGGAUUAUGGUGGCAAGAGAACUCUAGUUUCUCUCUCUUCCUUCUUUUCCUUCAAUUUCUUAAUUAGGUAUCUUUCCAUGAGGAAUGAGGGAUCUAUUUAUAAUUUCUGAGAGUGAUAUGAUCAGUAAAUAGAAGGGAGAUCUAAGGUAUAUUGGGAGUGGUUUGAAUGGACAACCAAUAUUGAUCCCCUUGAUCAUUGAUCGUUUACUGGACAUUUGAAUGUCUUAAUGAUAUAAGAAUUUGGCGAUCUUAGUCUCGUUGGAUUCAUCUCGUCAAGCCACUUGAUUCGAUUGUAAGAAUGUCACGUUUGGAAUUUGUUUGAUAAUCUAAAUUAUGGUUUGAAACUUCUAAAGGUGCUUUUACUCUUCAAUUUGGAUCCAUUUAGGCUCAUAUUGAGUUGAAUUUGGUGUUCAGUUCGAUAAUAAGUUUGCUAAUAUCGGAGUUUAGAUGGUCCCAGAUUAAAUUUUGAAAGCUUUUAACUCAAUUUUGUCUUGAGAUUUGAGCCCAAUAAAGAUAAAUUUUUUUUAUGAUUAUCAUUUUUUUUUUAACAUUUAGGUCAAUAAAGGCAGACUCAUACAUGCAUCGUAUAUAUAUAUAAUUUGAACUCAAAAUCUCUUAAUUAGUAAUCUAUAAAUAUAUAUCAGCUAUUAAUAACUAUUAGUUGUGAUGUGGUUAAUCCUCCCAAGACUUAAGAUUAUGGUGCUGCAUGUAUGAGUCUGUGUUGUUGUUCCUUUGCUCCUCCCCUAAAAGCCCGCACCAGUACCUUGACUCUUUCUCCGGACCAGUUGCUCCCUUCGGACGCCAUUCUUACUCCUUGGAUUCCAUCCCUACUACAAUCAAUAAGUUGAACACCCUCCCUUUUCUUCUUUGCACUCUCCAUGGACAGAGGAAUCUCACUCUCAAUCUACUGUCACUCAUCCCUCGUUUUCCUUCUGCUCAUCUCCCACCUUCUUCCAUGCGCUCAUCUCAGCCCCAUCGCCAUCACAAACCACCAUGAAAUCCAACUGCAAACCUACAUUGUUCAUGUUCAAGAACCAACAAGCACCACCAAGCUCAGCAUCGAACACUUGCAGGAGUGGCACAAAUCCUUCCUUCCCAACGCUUCCCUUGAUUCCGGCGAGCCCCGCAUCAUCUUCUCCUACCAUCACGCCAUUUCAGGCUUCGCUGCCAAGCUCACUCGCCAAGAACUUCUCUUUAUGAGUUCAAAGGACGGCUUCAUCCUCGCCCAUACUGACAACCCGACCUUUCUCUUCACGACGUACACCCCUGACUUCUUAGCCCUCAAGCACUGGGGCGCCCUCUGGCCAGAGUCCUCUCAUGGCCAAGGAAUCAUCAUUGCUGUAAUCGACACCGGAAUUCACCCCAAUCAUCCAUCUUUUGAUGACAAAGGGAUGCCGGAGCCUCCCAUCAAAUGGCGAGGCCGCUGCGAUCUCCCGCCGCCGGCCACCUGCAACAACAAGCUCGUCGCCGCGACGGCAUUCAAGGGCCGGCUGAAGCCAUCUCCGGUAGACAACUCCGGGCACGGCACUGUAACAGCAAGCAUUUCAGCCGGAAGCUUUGUGCACGGCGCUGAGGUUCUCGGAAAAGCUAAUGGCGCUGCUUCUGGCACCGCGCCAAAAGCUCACCUCGCGAUUUACAAGGCUUACUAUAACAACCAUGGAACUGAAAGCGACCUCCUUGCUGCCAUAGAUCAGGCCAUUGCCGACGGAGUCGACAUCCUCUCCAUGUCCAUUGGGCAGGAGCCGAAGCCUUUAUAUGAAAGCAGCGUGGCCAAGGCUUCGUUUUCAGGUAUCCGAAAGAACAUCUUCCCCUGCUGCGCUGCAGGGAACUUUGGCCCUGUUGCAAGCAUUUUGUCGAACGAUGCGCCAUGGUGUCUGACGGUCGGAGCAGGCACUGUUGACAGAAGGAUUCGAGCUACGGUUAGGCUUGGAAACGGGAUGGAAAUGGAUGGAGAAUCUUCAUACCAAACUGAAACUUUCGAUUCCAAGCUGAUGCUGCCGCUAGUGUUUCCAGGAGAGACGGGAAAGCCUGAAGAACUACACUGCCAAAGUGGUUCCUUGAGAAGCUCCAUUGUUUCGGGGAAGAUAGUGCUGUGCGUGACUGAUGAAUAUGACAAUCUUGAAAGGAGCGAGACUGUGAAAACUGCCGGUGGAGCCGCCAUGAUUGUUAUGAACAGACUUGCUGAUGGAUACACGACGAAUGCCGAUCCACAUAGCAUUCCAGCCUCCCAUGUUAGCCAUGCGGAUGGGCAGAAGAUCCAGGCUUAUAUCCGCACAACGCUGAAUCCUGCAGCAACGAUUAUCUUCCAAGGAACUCAAUUUGGCGCCCGCCCAACUCCCGCAGUGGCCUCAUUCUCCUCUAGAGGUCCGAGCUUCAACAAUGGUGGAAUACUGAAGCCCGAUGUCGUCGCUCCUGGUGUUAACAUUCUAGCAGCAUGGCCAACCGAAGUUGGGCCUAAGAAGCAAGGCAAAUCGGGUUCAAGCUUCAACUUUGCAAGCGGAACCUCCAUGGCCACACCACAUGUGUCAGGGAUUGCCGCCAUGUUGAAGAAGCUUAAACCUGAAUGGUCUCCUGCAGCGAUCAAAUCAGCAAUCAUGACAACUGCCUAUGUACGAGACCGGCAUGGAAAUGCCAUCACAGAUCAAAAUGGAGGGGGCAAUGCGAGCUUCUUUGCAAUGGGGGCAGGCCAUGUGAACCCUGCAAAGGCCAGUGAUCCAGGUCUUGUUUAUGACUUGCAGUGGCAAGAUUACAUCCCUUACCUUUGUGGCCUUGGAUACACAAAUGAUCAAGUGAUGGCUGUUACUAAAGACAUUACAGAUUGUUCAAACAUCAAAAAGAUUAAUGCUGAAGAAUUGAAUUACCCAUCGAUUGCGAUGAAUCUCAGAACAGGAGAGUCGAAGACAAUCAUCCGCAUGGUGACAAAUGUUGGUGAAGCAAGUUCCAAGUACAAGUUACAAAUUGAGGAGCCUAAUGGAGUUUCCAUUCAUGUUAAUCCCGAGACCCUGCAAUUCUCCAGACUGCAACAAGUGGAGAGCUUCACUGUAAAGUUUAGUGCUAAGCCCGGUCCUUCAAAGAAAGGAGAAGUCUCAGAAGGAUCUCUGACAUGGAUUUCUGGAUGUUACAUUGUCAGGAGCUCCAUCUCUAUAUCAUUCACUUAAUAUUUAUUACUUUUCGAAAUAUUGCAUGCUAAUAAGUAAAACGAGCAUCUCAGCCCAAAAUCACUCAAUUCUAAUGUCAUUAA
Dendrobium catenatum is the source of this 9900-nucleotide messenger RNA. RefSeq names its product subtilisin-like protease SBT1.2. Lineage: Eukaryota; Viridiplantae; Streptophyta; Magnoliopsida; Asparagales; Orchidaceae. The transcript has a single exon. Gene Ontology annotation, biological process: proteolysis. Bases 7538 to 9817 code for a protein of 759 amino acids. The record is from RefSeq and is a predicted model, not a curated record. Gene Ontology annotation, molecular function: serine-type endopeptidase activity.